Molecule: messenger RNA, 325 nt
Organism: Paramecium sonneborni
Lineage: Eukaryota; Ciliophora; Oligohymenophorea; Peniculida; Parameciidae
Source: the annotation of a GenBank genome assembly
CAAUUAAUAUAAUAAAGAAUAAUCAAAAUUAUGGAUUCUAAAUUAAAUAGAAGAAAAGAAUAGAAACUAAGAUUAAGAAAACUCAGAAGAAUAAGCUUAUGGUUAAUAAGCUUUUGAAAUUAAUAGAUUAAGAGGAAUGUUAUAAAAUAAUUAUGACUGAUAUGAGUAUUGUUAUUAAAUAAAUUAAUCUUUACUUGUAAUUAUAUUAUAAUAUAUAUAGAAAUUAAAUAGGGGCAAAAGAGAAAAAUUAGAAACAGAAUGUGCUGAAAAAGAUUUAUUACUUUAAAGGGGUGGUAAAUAGCCAUAUAAUAUAUGAUUAUUAUUU